Molecule: messenger RNA, 1605 nt
Organism: Vicia villosa (hairy vetch)
Lineage: Eukaryota; Viridiplantae; Streptophyta; Magnoliopsida; Fabales; Fabaceae
Product: exopolygalacturonase clone GBGE184-like
Exons: 4
Coding region: 141-1379 (412 amino acids)
Biological process (GO): carbohydrate metabolic process
Molecular function (GO): polygalacturonase activity
Source: RefSeq, a predicted model, not a curated record
UGUAAUUGAUCUUCCAAAAUUCCCAAGGUUUCAGAAUUGCAGUUAGGUUGCAAAAAUUGCAACCUCAAUAUUACCAGAAACUGCAAUUUAAAACCUUAAACAUAUAUUUUAAUCAAGUUUGUAAUUAAUAAUCACCAAUUAUGGCUACGGUGAGGACCCUUUUUUUCUUAGGCAUUGUUUUCUUUUUUUGUAGCUUGAUAGGUGCAUCCCGUAGCUUCGAGGACCGCCGUAGCCUCCUCGAUGGUGGUCCGGCAGUUAUCGACGUCAAAACCUUCGGUGCUCUUGCUGAUGACAAAACUGACAAUGUUGUAGCGUUUACGGCAGCAUGGAUAGAAGCAUGCAAGAACAGUACUACACCAGCAACGCUUUUGUUUCCGGAAGGAAUAUUCCGUACUGGCCAAAUUUCGUUUGCAGGUCCAUGCACAAGCCCAAGCCCCAUAACUGUUGAAGUUAUAGGAACUAUUAAAGCCACAGAAAUGUCUGAGUAUGUUAGUCCAGAUUGGAUCACUUUUUUUCAAGUUGAUAACAUGGUGUUGAAAGGAAGUGGAGUUUUUGAUGGCCAAGGAGCUCUUAGUUGGCCUUUGAAUGAUUGCAAACAAAACAAAGGAAAAUGUGUUUCCCUUCCCGAUUCUUUGAAAUUCGACAAGGUAAAUAACUCCGUUGUGUCAGACAUAACAUCACUAAACAGCAUGGGGUUCCAUUAUCAUCUUCAUCGUUGCAGCAACGUAACUUUCACUAACCUCACCAUAACUGCUCCCGGGGACAGUCCAAACACCGACGGUAUGCAUAUUAGCUCCAGCAACUUGAUUAGUGUCACCGACAGCGUCAUUGGAACCGGUGAUGAUUGCAUUUCAAUUGGACAUACUACAUCAAACAUUACUAUCACUGGCAUUACAUGCGGUCCUGGACACGGAAUUAGUGUUGGAAGUCUUGGUAAGAGACGAGAGGAAAAAACUGUGGAUGGUGUUUUUGUUAGGAAUUGCUCGUUCACAAAUACAACCAAUGGGGCUAGAAUUAAAACUUGGUUGGGACUAGAACCAGCCGAGGCUAAAAAUAUUAUCUAUGAAAACUUGAUCAUGAACGCUGUCCAGAAUCCCAUUGUUAUUGACCAGAGUUAUGGCAAAAAGGCUAGAGUGGCCUCAACUUCGGUAUGGAAGAUUAGUGAUGUUCAUUUCCGUAAUAUAAGUGGAACCUCAGUCUCAAACAUUCCAGUGUCAUUGCAAUGCAGCACAAGGAAUCCAUGUGAAAACAUUGAGGUAGCAGAUGUAGAUUUGUCUUAUGUUGGUCGUCCACAUAAUACAACAUUUGUAUCUGACUGUGCCAAUGCAAAAGCUAUCUUUGGAGGCAAACUCAACCCACCAGCUUGCACAUUAGUCUAAACAAUUAAUUUGACGUUUUAAUUGUGACUACUAUUGAUUAAUUAUAUUGAAUUGGUUUAUUAAUUACCAUUUGAUUACCAGCUUAUAUAUAUGUGUGUGUAUAGGUUGCUAGUUAUUUGAUGUUAGGUACGUACAUUCACAUACUCUCCUGAAUUGCAAAUGUAUCAUAGCUCUUUGCCUUCAGAGAGGCGUUGUUAAUGUCAUCCUCAUUAUAAUAGCUUGUUUA